CAUCUUGGUGGUGGGUACUAUGGCCAGCACUGAACAAGAUUUACCCGGAAAUAGUCUCAGAAUCCGAGAUCCUCGCCAUCAUGAUCAAGCGAUAUGCGCUCCAGCGAAAUGAGGGCAGUGACUUUGUCAUCAGGGCGGGAUCCAUUUUCCAAAUGACAUCCGGGAAAGGUCGUACAGCGGCAUGGGCGGUGAAGGACAGUAUCGUGGGGUUGCGCAUCUUGCAGCGCUUUACGACACCCUUCUCCAGCAAAACUUGCUGCGUAUCGUUGAGCCGUACUCGGUGGUAGAGAUCGACUACGUUGCCAAACAAGUCGGGCAAGGAUGGCAGGUCGUUGAGGCCAAGCUAUCUCAGAUGAUCUUGGACAAGGUGUUCCACGGCGUGCUGGAUCAGGAACGAGGAUGCCUAAUUGUGUUCGAUGAGCUAGAAGCCGACAAUACGUAUGGAGCAGCAAUUGGGACUCUGGAGCAAGUUAGCAAGGUCAUAGACUCGUUGUAUGCUAAAACUGUCAAGAUUGCAUAGAUAUUGUUGUUUAUGUUUCCUCCGAGUCCUUCCUACACGUGAAACUCAACAAGA
Molecule: messenger RNA, 574 nt
Organism: Suillus subalutaceus
Lineage: Eukaryota; Fungi; Basidiomycota; Agaricomycetes; Boletales; Suillaceae
Exons: 4
Coding region: 182-520 (112 amino acids)
Biological process (GO): ubiquitin-dependent protein catabolic process
Cellular component (GO): proteasome regulatory particle, lid subcomplex
Molecular function (GO): structural molecule activity
Source: RefSeq, a predicted model, not a curated record